Messenger RNA from Tripterygium wilfordii, 2440 nucleotides. RefSeq names its product LEAF RUST 10 DISEASE-RESISTANCE LOCUS RECEPTOR-LIKE PROTEIN KINASE-like 2.4. Gene Ontology annotation, molecular function: polysaccharide binding; protein kinase activity; ATP binding. The coding region runs from base 110 to 2206 and encodes 698 amino acids. Gene Ontology annotation, biological process: protein phosphorylation. Lineage: Eukaryota; Viridiplantae; Streptophyta; Magnoliopsida; Celastrales; Celastraceae. The record is from RefSeq and is a predicted model, not a curated record. The transcript has 4 exons.
GUAGUCCACACAUGUAUUCUAGAGAGAGUUAAAUCACAUCUCUCUUGUAAUGAAAUAUCAACAACUCAGUUGAUUUGAGUGGUCUAUAUAUCAUGCCAAAUAUUCAAUUAUGACAGACAUGCAAAUAAUUAAACUCAUUGGUUCUCUGUUUCUGUUAAAAAAAAAAAAAGAGCAGGAAGCUCUGUUUCAGAAGAGGCCACUCUCCAUGUUGCAGAAUAAGCUUCUCUUUGCAGUUCUCAUUUCCUUUCUUGCACUCCGCUUCCAUGUAUCCCGCUGCGAGAAUAACAAAAGCAUCACUUACAACUGCGACCACCAUUCUUCUUGCGGUGAUAACAUCAAAGUCAGCCACCCUUUUCGAUUAAAAGGAGACCCGCCAGCUUGUGGUGACCGCAACUAUGAACUGUCUUGCGACAACAAUCACACCAUAUUGAGCUUCAACUCUGCAAAAUAUGUCGUCAAGGCGAUCAACUACAAUAACUUCACUAUCAGAGUUGCUGACAUUGGCAUCCAAGAACACAACUGCUCCUCCACUCCUCUUCGUCCUUUGCGACCCACUUACCAUUUAUCUCGCUACUACGACCAAUAUUUUUCAUCUAAUUAUCACUACUUUGCCAAUGUGUCAAACACUGAUCAUAUUGUCUACAUAAGCUGUGAAACUCCAAUGAAGUCUCACUUUUGUGUGGAUGCUGCUCCUUGCAUCAGCAAAACAAGUUCCUCUAACAGGAGAUACCAUUACGUUAUGGUUGGUGAUGUUGAGAUCUUGGACUUGCAUCCCUCCUGUGCAGUCGAUUUGAUUACCACAACAACAUUGCUGCGAGAAAAAAAUAAGAGAAACAUUUCAUACAUGGACAUCCAUAAAGAGCUGGUUUAUGGUUUGGAGCUUUCCUGGGCUAACAUGACUUGUGAACCUUGCCUUGGAACCUUCCUCCCCGGCAUCGGCUACUGUACAUUGCACAACACCACCAUUAUAAUUACCUGCUCCAAUAAAAGCUUGUUUAAAGUCAUCCUCGCAGUGGUGAUGAUCUUCGCAAAAGUGAUAUGGGCGUUUUUAGGGCUUGCAUUAUACCUUGUAGCAAGAGCUUUAUGUGGGAUCACAUGUCUUCUGGCGCUUAUGGUUUAUAAAUGGCGUAGGAGACAUUUAUCAAUGGAUGACUCUCUCGAAGAAUUCCUGAAAAGUCAAAACAAUCUCAUGCCAAUAAGGUACUCUUACUCACAAAUCAGAAAAAUGAGUAAAGGUUUCCAAGACAAACUGGGAGAAGGAGGCUACGGCACUGUAUUCAAAGGAAAACUUAGAAGUGGUCAACUAGUAGCAAUCAAGAUGUUAGGCAAAUCAAACGCUAAUGGACAAGACUUCAUCAAUGAAGUUGCAACUAUUGGUAGGAUUCACCAUGUCAAUGUGGUGCGUCUCAUUGGCUUCUGUGCUGAGGGACCAAAACGCGCUCUUGUAUAUGAAUUCAUGCCCAAAGGCUCCCUUGACAAAUAUAUUAUCUCUCGAGAAGGAGAUAUCUCCUUAAGUUGGACCAAAAUGUACGAGAUUUCUGUUGGCGUGGCUCGUGGAAUUGAAUAUCUUCAUCGAGGAUGUGAUAUCCAAAUCCUACAUUUUGAUAUUAAGCCUCACAAUAUACUUCUUGAUGAGAACUUUGUUCCUAAGAUAUCGGAUUUUGGGCUGGCUAAAUUGUACUCAACGGAUGAUAGCAUUGUGUCUAUCACUGCAGCGAGAGGAACAAUCGGAUACAUAGCGCCAGAAUUGAUCUACAAAAGAAUUGGAGGUGUUUCAAAUAAAGCUGAUGUGUACAGUUUUGGGAUGAUGUUGAUGGAAAUGUUAGGGAAAAGAAAGAAGCUCGAUGUAGAAACAAAUGAUAAUUCAAGUCGGAUGUACUUUCCUUUGUGGGUUUAUCAUGAAAUCGUUGAAGGAAAGGUUACAGAAGUUGGGGAUGCUACUAAUGAGGAGGAGAAUAUUAUUAAGAAGAUGACAAUCGUAGGAUUGUGGUGCAUACAAAUAAGACCUUGCGAUCGUCCAUCAAUGAGGAAGGCAAUCCAAAUGCUUGAAGGACAUAUAGAGAACUUAGCAUUGCCUCCUGAGCCUACUUUUAACAUAGAACAAGUGCCAACAGAGGAAGUUGAAGAAGCUACAAAUCGAACAUUGUCAUCAUUGACAUCAGCCAGCACUUCAGAAUCUGUCAGAUUGGUUAUAGAUGCAGAUUGAGUACAUAUAAUACUAAGGAUUUUCAAGAUUGAGCCAAGUUAUACAGAUAUUGGAACCCUUUAUAAUAACGGAUUUUGUUUUUCAGUGUGAUUGUAGAAACAUUUUCAUUUGCCAGUAUAUAUUACUACAUGGCUGAUCUUUUAGAAAUAGAAUAUCUAUAUCAUUGAAAGAAAGACAAAAGGAUAAGAUGACUAAAAGCCAAACUUUUUAUUACAUUUUUGUCAAAUGAAUACA